CCUUGGGGGGAGUUGGGCGGCAUCUUCAGUUGGACAUUGGCCUCCGUAAGACGAAGAGUCGGGAAAAAGAGCCGUAGGGUGCGACAGGAGAGGACGAGCACGGGCUUCCUCCUCGGAUUUCUUCUCAACGACCCACAGAACACCCGGAAGGAUGCGACUGUCGACGAUUUUCGAGUUAUUGCUGAUCCUUUUGUUGGUGGCCUUCGCGGCGUACGGUCGAGUGAUCGAUCGCGAUGAAGUGGCACAUCGUGUGAUACGCGCCGCGGAUAACUCGAAGCAGAGCGACAUGAGCCUGUCGACAAUGUCGCUGAAACAGGCGACCGAUAGUGUGAAUCGAUAUUGCACCUGCAACGAGAACAUUUGCAACUGCUGUCGGGACUUUCACAUACCGGUUGUGCAGCUGAAAGGACCGGGUUGCGCCUCGUUGCAAUAUCUACAGGGUGACAAUUUAGCGAUGCAGCUGAGCUUCGGCGACAACAUAUUAACGAGCACGAUGGUUAACGGAAAGAGUCCGAGGCCUGUGUGCGUGCCGUUACCUGGCGGUUUUACUAAAUUUUGUGGUAGAAUUUAUUCCAUCCAACGUGACGCAAAGAAUCACUUUAAAGCUUGCCUCGGUCUAGAACUGCAGUCGGCUACUGAAUUGGAAGCUAGCCUACGUGUCAGUUGCUUCAGAUUCGGCCCGGACGGUCUGAAGCUUCGACCAGCCGAACCACUUCCCGUUGUCGAGGCGGAAUCCACCGAGGAAGAUGAAGAUGAUGAUUUUUUCGGUUUCGGUUCGGAUGAUGAUGAGGACGAUGACGACGAGGAUGAUGAGGACGACAGACCUUCUUUAAAUUCUGUUCCGGAUGCCUCAGGAAUUGACGACGCCCAGGAUGCAGACGAUGAGGACGACGACGAUGAUCUGUUGGGCUUAGGCACUCUGUUGGACAUCUUCACCGGUGACGACGAUGCCACGACAAAGAGACCCAGACCUACUACUGUGGCGCCGUUAUUGCAAUUCACUAUACCGAUUCUAACGAGGCCAACGACUCCCGCACCAUUGGAGGACUAUGAACUGUCCACUAGCGGCAAUAAUGUGUCAGUGGAACCGAAUAAUGACGAAAACAGCACUCAGGAACCCGUCAAGCUCGACGAAGAAGAGGAGACGGAAUCCGUCGACAACAACAACGAAGACAUCAUCGAAGAGAAUCAAGAGGAGGAAGUCACUGAAGCCUCUAACAAAAUCGUGUUCUACGCGAAACCUGACAAAGGGGAACAACCCCCUAACAAAGUAAAGAAAGGCGUCGUCGGGGACAAGAAGAAACCCACAGUGACAUCAACGAGCAUUAAUGCUAUUGAUGAGCCUGAGAAGCCGUCAAAGAAACCCAUUAAGGACGAGGACGAAAAUGAAGACGACGAUGACGACGACGAGGAUGCCAUUUUGGAUGACGAUGACGAAGACGACGACGAAGUUCUCGACGACGACUAUGAUAAGGAUGACGAAGAUGAAGACGAAGAUGACGAAGACAAGUUGGACGAUGAGAAGUUCGACGACGAUGAAGAUGAGAAAGCGGAGGAUUUCGACGAUUUGGAUGACGAGGAUGAUGAAGAGGACGAAGCCAUGUUGACUGCUAUUAUGGGUACCGGAAAAAACAAAAAGAACAACAAAGGUGACACGAUAAACAAGCCUAAUGUCGACGAGGAUGAUUACGGUCUUGGUCUGGGAUUCUUGGCCAGGAAGAGGCAUCCCGAAGGAAAUCGUCAGAGCAAGAUCACGAGGCUUUGAGAAAUGUAUAGACCUGUGCUCCAGUCAGUAGGAUAAGUGGAAGUCGAGGAAAUCGAGAGUAGUCGUCUUCUUGUCUGGUCGCGGAUCUACUCGUCCCGACGAAACCCGAAGAGUCCCGUUGGGUAAACGAAGUGCUCAUUUGAGAAUACGGUGGAUAUCGAUGUAAUUGUGUGACAGUGUGAUGUAUCUUUUUAACGAUAAAAUUGCGAGAGCUUUCGCCUCUCGAUAAUUGCGUGAUGAAUAGUCAUGAUACCUUAAUUAUUUGUAAACGGACACUUGUAAUUUUGCAAUGAUUACCGAUUUAUUUAUUUACUUAUGAUGGUUGUUGAUUUUGUCGUUAAAAAAUAAGCAGUUUUCUGUUUUACGAUUACGUUAUCAUUUUUUAAGUGGUUAAUUGCUUAUUUAUUGGAUAUUGUGGAGACUGACGCAAGAUUUAACAGACUUGGAGGAAUACCUUUAGGCGAAAGAAAGUAGCUUAAAUAAGAUCGCGCGACAGCAAGAUUUUUAUGUAAACGUCAGGAUUCGUUCGUUGAGGAUUGCUAUUUGCGAGGAAGACUUGUACAUGAAUUGUUCGUGACCUCAGCCAUAAUAAAUUGUUCGAUUAGUUUAACGUUAUUUAUUAAGAGCAAAUGAAUAUUUAUGAUUUAUGUACGUAUUUAAGUUAUUUAUUGACGUUGUAAUUAAGCAAACUGAAUAAAUGUAACUUAUGCUAUUA
Molecule: messenger RNA, 2480 nt
Organism: Odontomachus brunneus
Lineage: Eukaryota; Metazoa; Arthropoda; Insecta; Hymenoptera; Formicidae
Product: protein PFC0760c-like
Exons: 6
Coding region: 152-1765 (537 amino acids)
Source: RefSeq, a predicted model, not a curated record